UGUUUGAUUCGGCCAAGCGAAAAAGAAACAUGAGGUACCUCGUUCUAUUUUUUUCAUUUUUUUACGUGUUUUCUUCCGUAUCUGGUCAAUAUAAUUUAGAGAUUUUGGAAAAUUUCGAUGUUUUGAAGAAUUUGCUUUAUGAAAAUUUGCAGAAUUCUAAUGUUUCCGAUAUUUGUUUAAAACAAUGGGAAGAACUGCGCACCAAUGGUACUGAUGACAUGUGGCAAAUUAUUGACUCCACUUCGAAAUUUCCGUGGAGUGGUUUGUCCGUUAGUACAAUUGUUGAUUGGGGAAAUUACGAACAAUGCUUAAACGUUCAUCAUAAAUAUUCCGGAGGGGAUAUAAAAGGAAAAUAUUGCCCUUUCGGUUUUCUCCUACCUAUUAAUGGUGUUUAUUUAUUAUCUGUUUGUAUGCCAAAUGGUUGUACUUAUAGUGAUUAUAACGCUGCUAUAAAGCUACCUCUAUUUACUCAUUCACCAUGUCAUACCAGGGAUGAUUUGAAUGUAAUUUCCGGUGGAGAUAUUGUUUUUCUUGUUUUUAUUGCUGUAAUAUUCAUAAUAAUAGCUGCAUCAACUGGUUAUGAUGUUUACAUUAAACACAAGCAAAUAAAAAGUGCUCACCCACUAUUUUUGGCAUUUUCCCUGUAUACUAACACGAGGAAACUUAUACAAACAUCGAAAAACCACACCGAACAAAUUCAAAUAUUUAACGGAAUUAAAACUAUCAGUAUGGCUUGGAUUAUAGCAGGUCAUACUACACAAUUACGUAUGGGAGAAAGUGUUCUUAACUCUAAAGCCGUAUAUCAGAAAUAUCAACAAUUGAGUACUUUUUACUUAACGUCAGCUCAUCUGGGAGUAGACGCGUUUUUUUAUAUGAGUGGAUUUUUGAUAGCUUUCGCUUAUAUGAAACAAAAAACGAAGCCAAUGGCGGUACAAAUAAAAUCUAUACCGCUUUUGAUAAUACAUAGAUAUUUACGAUUGACACCAGCUUACGCAAUGCUGUUUUUCUUUACCAUAACAGUGUUUAAAUUUUUGGGGGAAGGUCCUAUUUGGCCGUCAGUUUUAAAUAUUCUAAAGAGCCGUUGUCAAGAUCAUUAUUGGACAUACUUUACUUAUACGCAGAAUUACGCCAAUUAUAAAGAAAUGUGUAUUGCCCAUACUUGGUAUCUAUCUGUCGAUAUGCAAUUGUACAUUCUUAGCAUAUUAUUUUUAAUACCUCUAUCAGUUCUGUUGGCUAAAAAUGCAAAAAAUUUCAAAUUGGUUAUGAUUCUUUGUUUUUUGAUCAAUUUAUUUUGGACUUUAUUACCUUUAGCGACGAAAUUGAUUUGGACUAAUUAUAGAAAUGAUUACGAAACUCAUUCACAAGUAGUUACUUAUACAAUGGGCAUAACUAUGGGGAUUUUUAUGAGAGAGAGAAGAGAUAAGCCAUUUCUUUAUGGAAAAAUUUCAAAACCUCAGUUAUUUAAUUUAUUAAUGUGGUGUAUUAUAUUGCCCGUAAUGGCCGCCAAUGCUGUCCUCUACGAAGAAUAUAUUUUUACCGGAAAACAUACACAAACGGCGCAAACAUAUUUCAGUACUUUUUAUAAACCAAUAUGGUGUAUUAGUUUGAGCUGGAUGGUAUAUUCGUGUUACUACGGAUACGGGGGAAUAGUUGCAUGGAUUCUUAACAGACCAACGUUACAAAUUACGGCGAAACUUUCUUAUUGCAUGUACCUUUUACAUGUUCUCGUAGUUAUACAUGGAACAUUUACAUCAAAAUCGCGAAAUUACUUCAGCGAUUACACCAACUUUUUGAAUUGGUGCUCAUACUUUAUGAUAACUUUCAUAGUAGCUGUCAUAUGGACGUUGGCGUUUGAAUCGCCGAUGAUCACAAUUGAAAAAUUCGUUUUUGGCGGGGGAGCCCCGAAAAAACAAAACAAGACUAAAAAACAUAGUGUUUCAUCUAAACCUUCAUUCAAACAAGGUGCUACGAAAGCUAUCGACCAACCGACGGUGUGAAAAAAAUUUUUAUUUUAUUGGUUAACGAUGUUUUGUAAUUUAUUUAAUAAUAAAAUAAUUUAUAACAAA
Molecule: messenger RNA, 2066 nt
Organism: Diorhabda carinulata
Lineage: Eukaryota; Metazoa; Arthropoda; Insecta; Coleoptera; Chrysomelidae
Product: nose resistant to fluoxetine protein 6-like
Exons: 13
Coding region: 30-1997 (655 amino acids)
Molecular function (GO): acyltransferase activity, transferring groups other than amino-acyl groups
Source: RefSeq, a predicted model, not a curated record